AUGGCUAAACUAGUGGAAGACAAAUGCAAUGCCGCCAGACCUCGUCACUGGACCAAUCCUCCAUUCCGUCCAUCACCUCCACAAACAACACCAACUCCACCAACAAACAAACCUCCUCUAAUUCCCAUCAAACGCCUCACCCCAGCUAAGAUGUCACCGUUGUCAACACCACAGUUUCUCUGCUUGAUGGUUGAAAAAGACACUAACGAGAAUGACUUUCCAUCUACACCGCCACCCGACGACCCUGCUACAUCACCACCUCCACCAAAAAACCACGAACCAGUGGAACUUCCCAAGAUAUCAUUUCAUGCUCUCACCGGCCAACUCGUUCCAGUGAUUCUCAAGCUGGCCAACAAGUUACACUGA
Dioscorea cayenensis subsp. rotundata (Guinea yam) is the source of this 366-nucleotide messenger RNA. RefSeq names its product protein TonB-like. The transcript has 2 exons. The record is from RefSeq and is a predicted model, not a curated record. Bases 1 to 366 code for a protein of 121 amino acids. NCBI's taxonomy places the organism in Eukaryota, Viridiplantae, Streptophyta, Magnoliopsida, Dioscoreales, Dioscoreaceae.